CAAGGUCCCCGAGGGCGAGGCGACGUGGCCCGCGCCGCCGAGCGACGCGGCAAGGGCCGAGCUGCCGCUGCGGGCCGUGUGGGUCGACGCGAGCGAGCUGAGGCGCGUGCUGCUGCUGCCCUCCGGCGGGGAGGCUGUGCGCACGGGCCUCGGGGACUUCGCGCUCUUCCCCGUGUCGCGCCGCUUCCUGCAGACCGCGGGGGUGCAGAGGUGGCUCGGCGUGCGUGCAGCCCCGGCGGCACACCGCCGCCGUCCCGCGUCGCCGCCGCAGGCGGCGGGGCACCCGCGCCGCGCCACCGCGCGGCACGCCGGCCGCCGCUGAGUGCG
Messenger RNA from Prorocentrum cordatum, 327 nucleotides. Lineage: Eukaryota; Dinophyceae; Prorocentrales; Prorocentraceae. The record is from the annotation of a GenBank genome assembly.